This is a messenger RNA of Emericellopsis atlantica, 614 nucleotides long. RefSeq names its product ribosomal protein L14. Gene Ontology annotation, biological process: translation. The transcript has 3 exons. Bases 39 to 434 code for a protein of 131 amino acids. Gene Ontology annotation, molecular function: structural constituent of ribosome; large ribosomal subunit rRNA binding. NCBI's taxonomy places the organism in Eukaryota, Fungi, Ascomycota, Sordariomycetes, Hypocreales, Bionectriaceae. The record is from RefSeq and is a predicted model, not a curated record. Gene Ontology annotation, cellular component: mitochondrial large ribosomal subunit; ribosome.
AUCGCGUCGUGCUAGAGGAGUCCUGCGCAGCGGUCACAAUGAUUCAACUAAAGUCAAUAUUGAAUUGCAUCGACAACUCGGGCGCCGCCCUCGUCGAGUGCGCCCUCGUCAUAGGCCAGAAGCGAGCCGCACGAGUCGGUGACCGAAUCGUCGUCGUCGUCAAGGAGCAUCGAUCCGCCGGAGCCUCAGGCAUGACGGGCAUGUCUUCCGCCAACAAAGUCCGCCGUGGUGACAUCCGUCACGCCGUCGUCGUCCGCACAAAGUACCCCAUGCAGCGCCGCGAUGGCUCGCAGGUCAAGUUCGACGACAAUGCUUGUGUGCUUCUGAACAAGGCAGGCGACCCAGUCGGCUCGCGCAUCAACGGUGUUGUCGGGUCUGAGUUGAAGAGGAAGAAGUGGAGCAAGAUUCUGUCCAUGGCGCCCAUGAACGUCUAAGGGAUUGCGAAUAGGAGGGCGUGGUCGCCCAAGGUGGUGUAUAAGAAGAGGGCUACUGUACGAGAGAAUACUGUACAUCUACGCGAAGCCUGGGGCAUUAUCACGGCGUUCUUGUACAAAUACCAUGAAUACUACGAAAUAUAUGGCCGCUUGGCCGCAAAUGAUAUGUUCACGUUUGGG